AUGGACGCCUUCUUCGCCUGGGACGUGAACUCGAAGAGUCCCUUGCCUGCAAUUCUUGCUGACACCUUGCUCUCGUCACAUGGGGAUGUUCCCCGAUCCUUUGAGGAGCUUCUCCAGAAUCCCUCUCCAACGACGCUUAACUUCAGAAUGGAAGGACAAGUUGGAACACUCGGACGCCAACAAUUUAUCCUGGGUCUGCCCUUGGUUCCGACCCGGUCCAGUCCUCAUCAGAUGUGGAGAUUAUCCGAACGUACCUGUAGACCCCAAAUCUUGCCCGGACCCUUAAUAAAGCCGAAGAUCGCCCAUUCUGAAGAUGGUUAA
Molecule: messenger RNA, 321 nt
Organism: Sphenostylis stenocarpa
Lineage: Eukaryota; Viridiplantae; Streptophyta; Magnoliopsida; Fabales; Fabaceae
Source: the annotation of a GenBank genome assembly